Molecule: messenger RNA, 2479 nt
Organism: Acaromyces ingoldii
Lineage: Eukaryota; Fungi; Basidiomycota; Exobasidiomycetes; Exobasidiales; Cryptobasidiaceae
Product: alpha amylase
Exons: 11
Coding region: 322-2295 (657 amino acids)
Biological process (GO): oligosaccharide catabolic process
Molecular function (GO): alpha-amylase activity
Source: RefSeq, a predicted model, not a curated record
GAUCACUUCAAGUCGGAAGGAAGGUGCGUGUGUAUUGUUUGUCUCGCACACCUCUGUAUUCCCUUGUCUCUGACACAACUCUUCACAAUCUCAUCGCAUGCCUCGCUCGCUCCGAUAAUCCGACAGAAACAAGUGCGGAGCUUUCAGCCCAGCCGGCAAAACCGGAAUCGCGUUUCGCUCCUCGAUCUGGAACGGGACCUGUCGUUUCUAAUCCGCUGCUUGGCUCUCUUGGCGGUUGGCAGCAUAACACCCAGCCACUCACGGUAUAUAAGAACAGCACGACAAAGCAGGAACGCUCUCAACAGCACAGCGAGAGACAACAUGUCUACGACCAAUAUCUCAGAGAUCCCUCGGGCCGACGAGCUCCUCACCACGAAGGAAUUUGACCAGCUGCCAAACACCUUUUCGGAGCCUGCUUGGUGGAAGGAGGCCGUGAUCUUCCAGAUCUGGCCAGCUAGUUUCUGCGACUCAAACGGGGAUGGGAUCGGUGACCUGGGUGGAGUCCUUUCCAAGGUCGACUAUCUCAAGGAGGUCGGUGCCGAUGUCAUCUGGCUUAGCCCGAUUUACGAGUCACCAGACAAAGACAUGGGCUAUGAUGUGGCCGACUACAAGAAGAUCGCCGACCGCUACGGUAGCCUCGAAGAUGUUGACAAGCUCAUAUCGGAGCUCAAAAAGCGCGGCAUGAAGCUCAUGAUGGACCUCGUCGUCAAUCACACUUCGGACCAGCACGCCUGGUUCAAGCAAUCACGCUCGUCGAAGGACAAUGACAAGCGAGAUUGGUACAUCUGGAGGCCUGCCAAGCGUGACGAGAGGGGCAACCGGGUCCCACCCAAUAAUUGGGUCUCCUUCUUUGGCGGUUCGGCGUGGUGCUGGGAUGAAACGACGCAGGAGUACUUCCUGUGCCUUUUCACAAAGGAGCAACCCGAUCUCAACUGGGAGAACGAGGAGGUGCGCGAAGCUGUGUAUGACAUUAUGCGUUUCUGGCUCGACCGUGGCUGUGCUGGCUUCCGUAUGGACGUCAUCAAUGAAGUGUCCAAGACCUAUGUUGAAGAUCCAAGCGAUCCGAAGCGGCCCGCUCUGCCUGAUGCGCCCAUCUCCGACCCCAACGCGACCUAUCAAGCGGCUCACAUGCUCUUCUGCAACGGUCCCAGGAUCCAUGAGUUCAUGCGGGAAAUGCACGAAAAGGUCCUGCAGCACUAUGACACAAUCACGGUGGGCGAGACGCCCCACGCAAAGCAUCCCAGCAUCGUCCUGCCCUGGGUUAACCCACAUAGCCACGAACUGCGAAUGUGCUUCACCUUCGACCUGCACGAUGUCGACGGUGAUCAACAGUGGCCCCUGAUCCCUCGUCCAUUUGAUCUCGUGACGUUCAAGUCGAUCGUCAACAAAUGGCAAGCCUUUUUCAGUGCCCACAAUGGCUGGCAUGCCAACUAUCUCGAGAAUCACGAUCAGGCGCGGAGCGUGAGUCGUUGGUUGAGCGAUGCGCCCGAGCACCGUAAACAGGCGGCCAAGCUCGUCGCCAUGAUGCAAACGAGCUUCUCGGGCAGUCUGUACCUGUAUCAGGGACAGGAGCUUGGGAUGAAAAAUAUCCCAAAGGAGUGGCCAAUCGACGAUUACCUCGACGUUGCCACCAUCAACUUCUACAACGAAUGCAAAGAUCGCACCAUCAAAGGCCUCUCUUCUCCGGCGACGCCCGAACAAGUUCACGAAUGGGCCGCCCUGAAGGCGCGCGACAACGCCCGUACGCCCGUCCAGUGGAACUCCUCGCCCGCGUCCGCCGGCUUCUCCCCUGAUGGCGCACGCACAAAACCGUGGAUGCGCGUCCAGGUCGAAGAUGCGCAGCAAGGCUGGAACGCGACAGACGAGGCGCAGGACCCUCUGAGCGUCCUGAACUUCUGGAAAAGGGCCUUGAAGCUGCGCAAAGAAGUCGGCGGAGGUCUGAUGGUCCGAGGCAACUUCUGGAUCGUGAAACCCGAGGACCCAAACGUGUUCGCCUAUGUUCGCAACCUUGGACACGAAGUGAGCGUACUGGUUGUCUUGAACUUUUCGAAAGACGAGCAGACGGUCCGUCUUGAUGGUCAGACGGUCAACAAGUCUCAACAGGACGGAAAGCUCGUCGGCGAGUUCAAAGGUAAUGGACCCUGCAAGACGCUCGAGAAGCUCCGAAGCAGGGUAACAAUCCUCUUGCACAACUACGCAGACAUCGACGGUAGCAGAGACCAGGAGGUCAAGUGGGUCGACGACGAAUCGUUUGUCCUCAGGGCCUUCGAGGGAGUCUGGUUCAAGAUUGACUAGAGAACCCUUUUCCUUAUGAAGCUACUUGACAAGAGAAGCAAUAUUGAACCACAGCAGCGGCCGCAUUAGAAUAGAAGACUGGAGUCAGAGAGGUAAAUGAAUAAGUUGGAGAAUCCUACGUAGGAAACGAUUAACGGUGGUGCUACAGCUAUAGGGAAGGAUGACAUAAUGACAUAGUUACAGU